This is a messenger RNA of Micromonas pusilla CCMP1545, 555 nucleotides long. RefSeq lists its product as uncharacterized. Gene Ontology annotation, cellular component: microtubule cytoskeleton; cytoplasm. The coding region runs from base 1 to 555 and encodes 184 amino acids. Gene Ontology annotation, biological process: protein folding. The transcript has a single exon. Gene Ontology annotation, molecular function: GTPase activity; GTP binding. The record is from RefSeq and is a predicted model, not a curated record. NCBI's taxonomy places the organism in Eukaryota, Viridiplantae, Chlorophyta, Mamiellophyceae, Mamiellales, Mamiellaceae.
AUGGGCCUUCUAACUAUCACGAAAAAAGUAAAAUCAAGUGAAAAGGAACUGCGUCUACUUAUGGUUGGGUUAGAUAACGCAGGGAAGACGACCAUAGUGAAACGUAUUAACGGAGAGGAUGUCAGCACCAUAAGUCCCACUCUUGGUUUCAACAUCAAGACUAUGAGCUUCCUUGGCUAUCGGUUGAACAUUUGGGAUGUCGGCGGUCAGAAGACUCUGCGAAGCUACUGGCGGAACUAUUAUGAAGCAACCGACGGUUUAGUGUGGGUUGUUGAUAGUGCAGAUGGGCGUCGGAUGCAUGAUUGCAAAGAAGAGCUGCACACGUUAUUGUCUGAGGAAAAGCUUGCAGGGGCGUCUCUUCUAAUUUUAGCAAAUAAGCAGGACAUCCCAGGAGCGCUCUCCAAGGAUGAAAUCGCGGUAGUACUAGGCUUAGAGACCAUGGAGAAACGUCAUUGGCAUAUUGAAGGUUGCAGUGCAUUAACUGCAGAGGGGCUCCUUCAGGGAUUCAAUUGGUGUAUUGGAGACAUUGCAGCAAGGAUAUUUAUGUUCGAAUAA